UUCAAGGUUUCAUGUCUUGUGUACAAAACAUGUUGUUUAGCUUUGGCGCUAUGGAUACGUAAAAGAUUUAUUUACACGAAAAUAUUUAUAACAUAAAUUUAUAUUGUAAAGCCUAUUUGUACAUAGCUUUAACCAAUGGAAAAUUAAUUGAACGAUGAAGUUACAUGAUGAUGGCUGAUCAGUUUCGUAAAGUCGAACCAUAUUCUCCAAAGUCUUCACCUAGGGGUGCUAGAUCACCAGUAGUGUCAAGGCAAGAUUCUUCAGGAACAUUGAAAACCACAAUUUCACUAGGAAAAAAUCCGUCAAUUGUCCAUAGUGGCCCCUUCUAUUUAAUGAAAGAGCCACCAGGAGAAAGUGAAUUGACAGGAUCUACAAAUCUUAUGGCCUAUUAUGGCCUUGAACAUGCAUAUAGUAAAUUUAGUGGCAAAAAAGUAAAAGAACAGUUAUCUUCAUUUUUACCUAAUCUUCCUAGUGUAAUUGAUGGACCAGGGCAGCAGGAUAAUAGUUCAUUACGUAGUGUAAUAGAGAAACCUCCAAUAGGAGGGAAAGAAUUACUACCACUUAGUAGCACACAAUUAUCUGGAUUUAGGUUACACCCUGGGCCUCUACCUGAACAAUAUCGGUAUGUUAACAUGACACCUUCUAAAAAACACAAGACCAAGCACAAAAAGCAUAAACAUAAAGAUGGAGGUCCCCUUAGCCAAGACAACACUCCCACAGACUCUACAAAUCCAGAUACACAUGAGAAAAAACAUAAAAAACAGAAAAGACAUGAUGAAGAAAAGGAAAGGAAGAAACGGAAAAAAGAAAAGAAGAGAAAAAAGCAGCGUCAUAGCCCUGAACAUCCUAGCUCUCUUUCAAAUCCACCAUUGGUCUCAUAAAUCAUUCCUUUACAGUACUGUUUAAUUGUCACUUUGCAAUUGUACUUUAAAAUGAAUGAAACAAGUUUGAGCGUAAUUUUGUAAAUACUAGCCAAUUUAGAGUAUACUCUUGAGGCUGCUUGAGAUUAUGUGCAAAGUGCUUCUGAUUGCAUAUUUGAACAGAUAAGUGAAAGUACAACUUAAUCUAUUUUUAUGGCAAUUUUAUGUUUUACAAUAUUUGGAUUUAUUAAUUAUGAAGUAACAAGCAUAUUUCCAAAGUAAGAUCUCAUGUUAAUACGCUACAUAUUUUUGUUCAAAUACCUAUUUAUUCACAAGAAAAGUAUUUCACAAUUCUUAAGUUAUACUUCUUUAUAUAUAUUUGGCUAAGAAAGAUAAA
Ctenocephalides felis (cat flea) is the source of this 1257-nucleotide messenger RNA. It is a transcript of the gene MED19, whose product is annotated as mediator of RNA polymerase II transcription subunit 19. The coding region runs from base 165 to 881 and encodes 238 amino acids. The transcript has 5 exons. Gene Ontology annotation, biological process: positive regulation of transcription by RNA polymerase II. NCBI's taxonomy places the organism in Eukaryota, Metazoa, Arthropoda, Insecta, Siphonaptera, Pulicidae. Gene Ontology annotation, molecular function: transcription factor binding; transcription coregulator activity. Gene Ontology annotation, cellular component: mediator complex. The record is from RefSeq and is a predicted model, not a curated record.